AUGUACACUUAUAUAUACAGGAAUAUGCUCUGGAAAAUACGUGGUCUCUCCCGGAGAGCACUGAAACCAUAUUUUGCCGAGUUCCUGGGAACAGCCCUACUGAUCGUCAUCGGAGACGGCGUGGUCGCUCAGUGCCUUUUAUCGAACUACCAGUAUGGCACCUGGUUAUCCAUCAAUAUCGCCUGGGCAGCGGCGGUCUGCAUUUCUGGCUACUUGAGUGAUCCCAGUCCCACUAUCAAUCCCGCCAUCACCAUCUGCAUGGCUCUCGUUCGUCCGGUUCCGGAACAGUGGAGAAAGCUACCAGGAAAGCUGGUCGCUCAGUUCCUGGGUGGAUUCGUGGGCGCUGCUAUUGUAUAUAUUAACUACCGAUCAGCAAUCAAGGCAUGGGAUCCCGAGUUCACCAUUCCGGAAUUGCUAGCGUCAGCGGUGCUCAUGUUCGGAUCUCUCUGCAUCUCGGACCCGGCGAAUGGUCUCCGUUUCCAAUCGUCCCAGCUCUCUGUGUUUCUGCUUCUUCUGGCCAUAGGAACCGCCCUAGGCUGGCAGACUGGUUAUGCCAUUAAUCCCGCGAGAGAUUUCGGUCCGAGAUUAUUCUCUGCUAUUAUCUACGGUAGAGAGGUGUUCACUGCGAAGAAUUACUACUUCGUUGUCCCGAUAUUCGCCCCGAUUUUCGGCUGCAUUAUGGGAGCCACGGUGUAUGACUCUACACUUUAUGAGGGAGACGGAUCUCGCGUUACCAACGCCGUUACCAAAUUGGAGGAAGAAGAUGGAUCUCUUCGACUCGAUUGA
Molecule: messenger RNA, 786 nt
Organism: Aspergillus tanneri
Lineage: Eukaryota; Fungi; Ascomycota; Eurotiomycetes; Eurotiales; Aspergillaceae
Exons: 3
Coding region: 1-786 (261 amino acids)
Biological process (GO): glycerol transmembrane transport; water transport
Cellular component (GO): plasma membrane
Molecular function (GO): water channel activity; glycerol channel activity
Source: RefSeq, a predicted model, not a curated record